Messenger RNA from Monopterus albus (swamp eel), 2198 nucleotides. Its product is annotated as endosomal/lysomomal potassium channel TMEM175-like. NCBI's taxonomy places the organism in Eukaryota, Metazoa, Chordata, Actinopteri, Synbranchiformes, Synbranchidae. Gene Ontology annotation, molecular function: proton channel activity; potassium channel activity. The record is from RefSeq and is a predicted model, not a curated record. The coding region runs from base 229 to 1179 and encodes 316 amino acids. The transcript has 3 exons.
CCUUUUCCUCUUUAAAGAAGCUAUGUUAACGUUUUAACAUCAGUUGACUGUUAAAGAAGUGAGACAAUUGCAUCCUGGUUUUGAGAAUUAUGCUGAUCUUGUUGCAAGAAUUUGUCACAACUAGUGAUUAUUUUUGUUCAUAUUUUACUUAAUGACUUCAAUUAGUAAUCAGUUAACUAUCCACUAAUUGUUUAUUUCAUUAUUUACUUAUUGUGUAGAAAGCACCUCAUGCACUGUCCCUAUCCCGACAGGUCCUCCACUCAUCUAACAGCUUCACCUUUAACUCUUUUUCAGUCCUAUGUGCUAUUGGCCAUUGUCAUCUUCCUGCCCUACAUCUCCCAGUGUGUAAAGUGGUGUUGCAGCAAAGCUGUUGGUCAUGUGGAGGAGACUCCAGACUCCAUGUUGUUUUACACCUACCUGCCCAAUGAGCCCCUCAGCAAAGACCGGGUGGAGGCUUUCAGCGAUGGAGUUUAUGCCAUCGUAGCAACUCUUCUCAUCCUGGACAUCUGCGAGGACAACGUUCCAGACCCAACAGUGGUACAGAAGCAGUUUGGCGGCAACUUGGUAACAGCUCUAAAAGUCUAUGGUCCAGAGUAUCUCGCUUACUUCGGCUCAUUUGUCACUGUCGGCCUUCUCUGGUUUGUCCACCAUUCGCUCUUCCUCCAUGUAAUCAAGGUGACGCGCUUCAUGGGUUUGCUGAACACUUUCUCUCUAUCUUUUAUUGGAGGCUUGCCUUUAGCCUACCAGCUAACACAUGAAUUCCCGCGCAACUCUUACAAUGAACUGGAAGCCAUUCAGAUCAGCUGUGUGAUCAUUUUCUUCGCAGGUAUAUUUCAGCUCGCCAUUUGGGUGGUCGCGCUUUACAAUGAGCGGGAAACUCUGCACCCCUAUGUAAGGUAUGGUGGACGUGAGCACGUGUUCAUGCUAGCUAAGCUAGCUUUGUAUCCCUGUGUAGCUUUAGGGACAUUUUUCGUAACUUGUAUUUUGAGUAAAUUUAGUGCCCAAAUUUUCCACCUGAUGGAGAUAACGGUACCUUUUGCUUUUCUCGUGUUGAGGCUGUUGGUGCGUGUGGGACUAGCCCUGUUACGGCUAAUUUUCUGCCCUGAUCGGACCAACCCAAGGACUCUUGUGGAGGAGGAAGAUGAGACAACACUGCCAUUUAAUGCUUUGGUCACCUAGCUAUCUUGAAAGGAAGUGGCCACAGAAAAUUAAGAUAACUGAGAUGUAGGACAAAAAUGAUCUAAUGCUCAGUUGCUGAAAGUGUUUCUGCUUAGAUUUGACUUCAUCAGGAGGAUGCCCAGUAACAAAGUAGAUUAAUCUCUUUUCAGCACUUAAACUGGUUCAAAUGUUGAGAAGGAAUCAACACAAAUGGAAAAACAUGUGACCUCACAUGGUGAAGGCAAAGUAUGGACCCCUUGUAGAGGUUAGCAAAAACUUAAUGGACUGACGUGGUGAGUGAUAGAUACUGACAGCCAAAGCUUGAUCGUUCAUUGUAUUUUUUAGAUAGCAUGAAUAAUGUAUUUAGCUAGCACUCAAUCAUCUUCAACCACUCAGAAUCAAGGUUUUAAAUAACCCACAAUAUAGUUCCUACUGUGAUUUGCUCAGAAAGCCUAAAAUUCAAUUUCAGUUUUAUUUGUAUAGCAACAAAUCACAACAAAAGUCGCCUCGGAGACAGGAGACACACAGUGACGCGUAAUGGUGGCAUAUGGAUGGUUAUAGAUAAAUAGUAAAAGUCCACUUGAUUAUUCUAUUCACCCUGAAACCAAAGGGUUCAGCGGAACAGAAAAACAAGUUUAUAAAAGUUUCUAUAGUUCAGUUUACUCCAAACACAGGUUUAAAAUGAAUCCAGCUACUAUUUGCAUGUGCACAACAAGAUAAGUUGUUUUUUUCUCUGGCUUGGCUUCUUUCAGACUUUCAACCUAAUACACAGCAAAUGUUGUUGACUUGUUAACAAAGAAGUGUCAUUCCAAGUCUGGGGUGAAGGGCACUUUAAACAUUAUACUGGACAGGUAUAGACAUACAAGGUGCACUAUUUAAAGUAUUUUGAUUAGGAAUGUGUGUAAUAUCAACUGAAAUAUAACCUCAUUUCAAAUAUUUCAGUGUCAUAUUAUCUCUACAUUUGUCUUGUCAAAGGAAGACUGUGCAUUUAAAUGACUCCUACAACUGGAUAUACAGUAUUGUUCAAAAUAAUAGCAGUA